AUGUGGCCCAAAGUGAAAGUAGAGCUCCACCUGUUCUUCACAGUUGGCGUGGUGGACUCGCGCGUGUGCAACGCGGCCGACGGGCGCGCGCAGGCGACGUCGCGGCGCCAGCUGGAGGUGUUCCGGCAGCAGGGCCCCGGCGGCAGCUUUCAGGUGGUGCGCACCUCCUCCACCUCCGUCUCCUCCAGCUCCUCCUCGUCCACCGCAGCGGCCGCCGCCAGCGCGCGCCUCCAGCUCGGAUUCGACAACUUGCAGGUGUCGCGCAUCUGCCGCCAACUGCACGUGGAGGCGCAGCGCGCCGCCUUCGGCCCGUCGGCGUCGCGCCUGCUGGGCUCCGCCGCCGCGGCGGCCUCCGACGUCGACGACGCCUACGACGACGACGACUCGGACGCCGGCGUCGUCAUCCAGGAGGUGUCCGACUCCGACUCAGGCCACGCGGCGCCCCAGCAGCAGCAGCAGGAGGAGGAGGAGGAGGAGGUGGAGCGGCCGCCGGCCUCCGCCCCCUCGCAGCACCCGCCCGCCGCCCGCCGGCGCAGCUCCUCCACCGAGGACCUGCAGCAGCAGGAGGAGGGCAGCCCGCGGGUCGACGAGCACCCGGCCUGGACGCGCGCCUCGCAGGUUCGUCGGUCCCUGCAGUUCCCAGCAAGGACUUCACAAGAGCGCGAAUCAUCCCCGACCCAGAGGCCUCUACCAGGCCGCCUGUUUCCAGAAGACAGCAAACUCUUUGAAGGCGGAAAACUCAAAGGGCUAGAGGCUCUGGAGAGCGUGUUCAGAAGAGGGGCGAACAUCGCGGAAUCUGUCAACAAGUCGAUGACACACGACCACGAACACUCGGAUGCAUCCAAUGCGGACAGCUUGGCCAACCAUCUGAGGAACGAGAGCAUCAGCCGAAGUUCUCAGAGUUUCAACAUGGAUGGAUUCAUGCGGCGAAACACUACAAAUACCACAAAUAACUCUAACGCUUCAAAGCGACAUUCUUUCGUGACAGUAGAAUCCUUAAAGGAAGUCCGAGGGCGGCUUAGGCCUUUGAACUCUCCCUCUGACGAAGAACCUAAGCAGCAGAAGAGCAUUCUCAAGCCUUCUAAAGACGAAGACGAUCAAGACGACGGAAUAGUUACUGAUGAUCACGUGAAACAUCCAGAUUCCGACGUGAUAGCAGACGUUCCUCCAUCUAAAGUAAAAUCAUAUAUUCUUGGAAUGGAAGUGUUGGCAAAUAAUAAUAGAAACGGCACUCGGAAGCCUGUUUUGGGAACUGGAAGUCUAGAAUCUCGAACAUCUAAUCGAUCUAGUUCUAGUUCGAACAACCGUUCUGAGGAAUGGUAUAAUCGUCGUAAAUCUUACGGUUUUGAACAAGUCCAUGCCCCAGAUGCAACUGAAAAUUCUCGACCUACUCGAUUAUGGGAAAAGAACCGCGUCGAGUCAUCGACUGAUAGCGGAAUUUGCAGAUCAUCUGAGGCAGUAGCUGGACCACCUUGGAACCGGACGUCACCGAGUAAAAUAGAAGAAGGGAAGGCCUUCGAUAGCAGAAAACCAGAUGUUAUGAAAAUAAGCCAUAGUAUUCAGAUCAAAAAGCAAGAAGAAAUAGAUAAGAUAUCUGAAAAUGGAGAAAUGAAAGAUGAAGACAGUCCGUAUCAACGGGGCAGAAGAACGAUUGUCACAUUGGGCAAUGAAUACAAUAAGAGCAACUCUACCUACAAGUCCGGUGGAGAGGACGGCAUAAUCGUUCACAACAGCAUCAUAAAAGAUACUUCUUCUGUCUCGUUAAAUGGGUACAGAACCAGUUCAGAAGACGAGCACAGAUUUAAACCUUUGGCUGGACCAGGAAGUUCCAGAGACGUACGUCGCCAGUCCGAACCAGUUACAAUCACGAUCCCAAUUGUAUCAGAAGACGGAGAGCGAGAAACCAGCAACGUGGAGAGCAAGCGACUUUUCUUCAGACAGCUGUCGGAAGGAACGAGUCUAAGUAUUGAAAGCGCCGACCGUAAAUCUGCCUUCACAAAUGGAACUGCUCUCAAAGACAGCUUCAAGCGGGGAACUUGGAACGGAGGGGAUGAUUGGGCCAACGUAUCGAAGGCGAUGGACAACGAAAUGAAGCGCCACUCGAUUGCAGUGGACGAGUCCAAAUAUGUGAGAGAAGGCAUUAAAAGAUUCAGUAACUUACACGAUACAAAGACCAAGGAACUGGCAAAUGUGUCCACUUCCGAACUCGUUAAAAGGUUCGCGGCAAUGCACGCCGGCAAGAAAGAGGAACCUGUCUUUUCAAACAAGGAUAAAUUUAGCCAGAACCCCAUACCGUCCGGAAUUAACGUGUCGUUUGUCCAAAACGGAGAGAGUUUCAGCAACGACGACCAGAACAAGAAACAUAAGAAAGUAGAGUUCUGCAAGACCGAAGUGCACUUCGCCGCGGAGUCAGGGCGGGUCAACAUCGUGGAGACGGACGAGAAACCUCCGCCUAGCAACCCGAUUCGUCGGCGGCGUCGCAGCGUUGCCGGCUCCCUGCCGCAGACGCCCCCUGACGCGAGCAAGAGCAGCCUGCCCGAGAUUCGAUUCGGGGAUUCCCCGUACGAGAAGAAGCUGUUGGGAGGGAACGAGACGGAAAGUGCCGAGGCCGCUCCCAUGCCUGUGAUAGUUAAGCCUGAACCCACUCGCCCCACCGUGCUUUCGCUGACCAAGUUUCAGAACGACUGCGAGAAAGAGGAUCAGACUUUCACUCAAGCAAACGCGACCAUAGCCCAGUCAUUACAUCAAGAAUCUACGAUUUCGGCGUACAGUGAAACCGUGUCUGAGCAUAUAAGUGUGACUACUCAGCCAAAUGAGCCAAUGCCGCGCAGUAUAUUGAAAAACAACCGGAAGCCGAAACCUUUCAUUUUGGGUGAGAGCAGCGACUCCCCGAUUGAAACGAACGACGGGCAGGAGGAGAAAUGGGGGGUACGGCUUCGCCCCGUGCAGUCGAGCGCUGACCCCCAAGGGUCGUCCAUGUGGAGGUCGACUGUCACCCUUCGCAGCACUGCGUUCGACAGUGUCCAACCCCCUCCUGAACGCAAGGACGAACCCCUCCCGGCCUCCAUACACGGCAACGGAGAGUCUGAACUGCAGAAGAUGCUGAAAGCUCUUCGCCCCGCCGGUCAAAGGCGAUCCAACAGCGAAACAGACUCGUCAGCGAGUCCUCAAUGCUCCCCAAUCGCUGUCAAAAAGAACAUCGCAGAACCAGCUAAUAAUUCUGUGCAAGUUACAAUAUCCUCCCCACCAACUGAUUCUGUAUUCUCUGGAUGGUCUGUAGCAGAUCGCAUCAAACAUGUGGAAGAGUUGAAGCAAUCUUCGCCAGAGACGAAAGGGUAUUCUACGAGAAUUAAUUUUGGGUCCGGCGAACCGACAAUAAUAGAGUCCGGUUCUUCAGAUGAUCAACAGAAUGCAUCUUUAAAGCACUCCAUGGGGUCAUCCCUUUUUCAGAAGAGCGAUAAGUGUAAACCAAUGUGGCUAAGAAGAGAGGAAAAGAAACAGGAGUUACAAGAUGCUAAGAACUCCAAUAAGGGACUGGUGGUGAGGAUCGGAAAGGCGGAGCCGCUGGCCAACGGAGAGGUGCACUCGAGCUUGCUCGCCUCGCCCGACUCAAGCGGCUCAGAGCCCGAGGGUCGCGCCAAGACCACCACGACCACCAUCACGAUAGACCUCUCUCCGUCUCCGCACGAUGACCCCUCCAAACAGGUGUUCGGCGACGUGGGCAAGAUCAAGUCGGGCGCCUCGGAGAACUUACAGUCGCCGUCGCUCAUAAUGAAGACGAUUCACAAUCCGACCUUCUCGAGCCACCAUCAGCCCAGGGAGGCGUCCCCGAGGGCCUUCCGGUUCGACGAGCCGCCCAAGGCGAAGAAGGCGGAAGCGGCCGCGGAGGCGAAGAGGCCCGAGCGGGGCGUGGUCGCGACAGCGGCGGCGGCGGCGGGGCCGCCGGUGGCCAAGAGAUGCCAGCCAGCUGGCGGCGCUGAAGGAGCUGUACUACAGCUGGCGACUUCAGCGACGACAGCGAGCGCGGCGGACGAGGGAGUGCGGUCGUACAUGAGCGCGGGCGGGGGCAGCGCGCGCGCCUCUCCCCGCGGGGCGGCGGCAGCAGCCCCGGCGCGCGCCUCGCCGACGACCGUCAGCGUCGUGUCGGGCAGCUGGAGCCGCGUGCGCGCCUUCCGACACGUGCAGCAAAGCACCAGCGCGCCGCGCCGCCGCGGCCGCCGCUGCCCGGGGCAGCGCGCUCGGGCCCGGGGGCGGUCGGGCCCCCGGUGCGCCCCGCGCGCUCGCGACCCAGCCUCCUCGCCAGGGCUGCCCCCACCUCCGCCCCCGCAGCCACCACAGCCUCCGCCUCCACGCGGGGCCACGCCCGCAAAGGUACCCCUCGACGAGCUAGGCGCGUCGACUGCAAUUCAAACAUCGUUGUGGAUGUGCUUCGCAUCCAGUCCAGAGCAGGGCUCCGACGACGCCUCCAUCCACCAAGUGUCCGUGGCGAGCGCCAUGCUGCCGUCGUACGACCCCAACCGCAUCCGGCGCGUGGAGACGCUGGUGAGCACGCGCUCGGGGCAGCCCAAGAUCACCUCCAUCGCCCUCCGCUACGAGGGAGACCGCGCGGACGACCGCCCGCACAAGCAGUCCGCCUUCUCCACCUCCACGUACACCCAGCAGCAGCAGCACAGCGCUUGGAAGAACCUUGACGCCGCCAACUCGUACCCACCUCGGAACGAGGAACCGUCUGUCGGGUUCACUUACUACAAGCCCUCGGACGCCGGUAGGUCCCAGGCGUUGGACGAACGACGCGAUAGGACGUUCAAGAUAGACAAACACAACGAGAGACUGCACAUCGAGGAGAAAACCACGAGGGAAAAGGUGUCUCCGAAUCGGGAGCAGCUAUUCACCUCUGAGAGAAGAGCCAGUUCACCUAAUGACUCCCAUCUGCGAGCUACUUCCCCAGCCCAAAACAGACGCCCCACCAGCUACCCGUCCGCACAGAAACCAUCUUCUCCUUGUCCGAGAUACGACUCGGACCGCGAACGCUCCUUAUCCCCGGCGUCCAAGCGCCAACCCAAGGCCGCAACAUAUUUCGGCGAGGUGAACUCGCGGUCCAGCGCCUACUCCAGCGCCCACGCCCACCGCCAAGAGUCGCCCCGGAAGGCGGAGGGCAGUCGCGGGAGCUACGAGCGGAAGGGCGAGGAGCGCAGUCGGCAAAGACCCUCGAGCGACAGCGCCCCUAGCGGCCACCAGCGGCAGGCGGUGGAGUCUCUUACCAACGGGCUACAGCGCUCGCGAGUGGAGACUUCAACGCGCGAGGAGCGCCGCAGGAGCAGCUACGAGAGCAGCGCGCGGUCGCGGUCCACUAGCCGCGGCCGCUCGCUCAGCCCGUCGAAGGCGCGUGACGGCCGCAAGCAGCCGACGGCGCCGCCCCCGCAGCCGGCCCCCGCCCUCGCGGACGGCUACGACUCGCCCAUCUACGAGAACAUCGACGAGGUCCUGGAGGAGUCGGCGGGCGCCAGGCGCGUCGAGACGGACUCCGCCAUCUUGGAGGAGCUGACCCGCGCCGCCGACCAGAUUCUGCAGGCCGUCAACGGCUACACCGACGAGGACUCGCGCGCCAGCAGCGACGAUGACGACGGCGGACGGAGGUGUGUGUUCGUUGAUCUUGUGCCACCUUAA
Gryllus bimaculatus (two-spotted cricket) is the source of this 5667-nucleotide messenger RNA. Lineage: Eukaryota; Metazoa; Arthropoda; Insecta; Orthoptera; Gryllidae. The record is from the annotation of a GenBank genome assembly.